Zootoca vivipara (common lizard) is the source of this 1359-nucleotide messenger RNA. Lineage: Eukaryota; Metazoa; Chordata; Lepidosauria; Squamata; Lacertidae. The record is from RefSeq and is a predicted model, not a curated record.
AGCAGGAAGAGCCGAACCGGGAGAGGAGUAAGAGGAGUGGCGCGCAGAGGAGAGGCGAGAGCGGCCUGGAAGCCUCAUCCUCGUCCUCCGGUCGCUGAGCCUCGUGAGGCGCCGUCUUCUUUCUCAGCCGCGCGAAGAGCCCCUGGCGAGGAGGCCCAGCGCGAAGGCGGCCAAGGCGCCUUCGCCCCACUUCGCUUCCCCUCCACUCUCGAGAACAACAUAGAACAAAGACAAGAGCUUGCAAUCUAGUCUUAGACAGACAACAAUGGAAGGAGCAAAAGAUGUGAGCCGAGUGUGAGCAGAUGCAGUUGCAGUUACAGGGGUUUCAUUUCAGAUGACUCCAGCAGCGGAUGCAGGACCAGCUGAAGUAUGUGAGGAGUUGGACCAGGUCAUCCUCCACCUUUUUGAUACUCUGGAGAUGCUCCAGACCAAGAGGAAAGCUUUUAACAGCUUGAUAGAGCAGGGUUGGUUCUCGCUCUCCAAGUCCCGCUAUGCCAUGGGUAACAAAUCUGUCUCUCCCCUUCAGUAUGGACAUCAGAUGACUCCAAUGGUUCAGGUGAAAACUAGUAAGAAAUACAAUGGUCAGAUGGAGUUUCAUAUAGUCUCAGAGGAUGUGACGGCUGCCAAACCAACAGCUACGGAUGCUGUGGAGGAAAUUGGCCCUAGUGAGCAAGUUCUACGAUGGCGAAAAGGUCCAGGGAAAGCACAGGCUCCAGCCCAGCCCCCAAAGGCCUCCCACAAGGCUGCUGAGGGAUCAGGGCAUCAAAAUCCCCUGACGUGGUUUGGAAUCCUUGUGCCCCAAAGCCUCCGACAAGCCCAAAGGACUUUCCAAGAAGGAAUUCAACUGGCUGCAGAAAUCGCCUCAUUGCAGAGUGACAUUGAGACCACACAGAGACAUUACCAUGCAUUGCUGGGGGAAAAGCACAAACUUGUAGCAAGGGAAAAGCAACGCUGCCCUUGAACAGCUAUGACCAUCUCUCCGCUGAGAAUGGGACCUGGGAUGCAUCCCAGAAGCCGCUUGCUCCAUGUGUAUUUUUAGCUGUACUUAAUAAAUAAGGGCUUCAGAAAUGUCGGAAACCUUGUUUGUGGAGAUCUGUGUCUUGGUGCUUUUUGAAAUGCUGGUCAACCUUGUCCAGAGUCUUACUCUCAUCCUGCCUUUUCCAUACUUCUCAAGAUCACGUUAUAAUACGAUUGUAGGUUUUUUCCUCUUAUUUUUGUAUGUUUUCAAUCAGUGAGGGGGAUGUCUUUGAAACAGAUAAAUAUCCAGUAUUGACUCUUUUCUGCAAGCACUGUUUAAAAUCCUUUGGGCUUCAGUAGCUGAGGUCUAACUGAGAUGAGAUAGAUAGGGACUAUUUUAUA